GAAGUGCAAGUGUUAGGGAGCAGAGUGAGAGGAAGGGUAAAAAGGGAAGUUGUGAAAGACGAACGACCAAUUUGGAAAGAGGAUGACAUAAAUACCCCCAACAUUGUUUGACCUAACCCUAACAGGUUAUCUCCGUUGCUCAGUACUCCAUAGUGGAGCGACCCUUUUGCCCUUCUCUCUCACUUCCCAUUGCCCUUCUGAUUUCAGGUUUUCCCCUCUCACCCAUCCCCGCCAAACUUUCAUACUUCAAAUUUUUCUCUCUCUUUUUCAUCCUCUUUCUAUUUGUUCUUUGAACUGUGAUUUAUGGAUUCUCUGUUAAUGUCUUCAAUUGCAGGUUUCACCAGCCACUUUGUUUCCCAACACCUUUUAAUUUGUGUGUGUUCGAAACCUAUGGAUUCCUUUGUUUUCUCUCUGUUUUUGUCUCAUUGGAGAAAGUUUCGAUUUUUAUUUUUCAUCCAAUGAAACUGAAUUAUUGAAGCAAAAGUAAGUUUUUUUUUUGGCUUGAUGGGUUGGUUUUGAUGAGAGGAAUUGUUGUAAUUAAGGAAAAGAAAUCAUAAGGGAACAAGCUUUGUGAAAAUUUUACCCGGUUUCUUGUGAAAAGAUAAAAGGGGUGUGUGAAAAGGAGAGUUUUGUCAUUCUUUAUGAUUCAUUUGCAUGUGUUUGAUUGAUAUUAAAGGCGAAAAAUUCAGUUCGUUCAGUUGCAAAAUUUGAGUAUUUUUUGUUUACUGACUCAGUUUGGGAAAUUCACUAUUAUUGCAGCUUAUGCAAUAAUUAUAUUUGGCGCCGCAGUUUCAGAUUUGGUUUGGUUCGAAUUGUUGCUGUUCAUGUUAUUGUCGUCACGGUUUGGUACUGUGGACUUCAAGAGAGUUUGGGGGAGUUAUCGAUAUAUUGGAGAAUUCUGUUGUGCUGUGAACUUUGAUCCUCAGUCUCAGCCAGAAGCAUAUUUGUUUAGGUCAAAGUGGUGAGUUCGUUAUGGCAAAGCAUGAUUUAAUUGUUGGUCAAAGUCAGAAUCUUCCAUCUAUGCCGGUUUGUACUUUGGGAAUUGACCAUAUCCAUGAUCAUGAUUCAGUUCAUAAAUUGGAUUCUGAACGGAUCCAAGAAACAGAUUUGGAGGGUACUCAAGAUAAUAAAGGACUAGCUCAGGGUCCAACCCAAAAGCAUGAGCAUGAUGGCAUGGCUUCUCGACUUCAACAACUAGAACAUGCUCAGAAUCUUGAGCAAAGUGGUGACAAGUUGGAUGCAGAUGGUCAGGUUCAGAACCGUGCUUAUUCUGAUAGCUAUGAUAAUAGAUUGGCUCUAACUAAUCAGCCAUUUGAAUUGAAUUUGUCAGAUGAUCGCCAACCAGCUAUUGUUGAGAAUCAUGAUCAUCCUCAGAAGAUAGAGUUUUCAUUGGAUCAAAAUGUGGAAAUGGAUAAUCUAGCUGUAUCAGAUAUGAUUGAUGUGCAACAGACGGAUAUUGUUUGCACUCCACCUGUUCUCCAGUCACGAGCCCUUGAUCCCUCUCCUAACCAUCAACUCACUGUUGGGCAACAAUUUCCUGAUGUUCAUAGCUGCCGAAGGGCACUUAGAGAGGCAGCCAUUGCUCUUCACUUUGAGAUACAAAUACUAAAAUCAGACAAAGUUCGUUUCACUGCCCAAUGUGCAAGUGAAGGAUGCUCUUGGAGAAUUCAUGCUGCAAAGCUUCCUGAUGUUCCAACCUUCACAAUUAGGACCAUCCGAGAGCCACAUACUUGUGCUGGAAUCACUCAUUUGGGUCAUCAGCAAGCCUCAGUGCAAUGGGUUGCUAAUUCUGUGGAACAACAGCUUAGGGAAAAUCCGAAUUGCAAGCCAAAAGACAUACUAGAAGAGAUCCACCGUGUUCAUGGGAUCACCUUGUCGUAUAAACAAGCAUGGAGGGGAAAGGAGCGGAUUAUGGCUGCUAUUAGGGGCUCAUUUGAAGAAGAAUAUCACCUACUUCCUCAGUAUUGUGAACAACUCAAAAGAUCAAAUCCUGGAAGUAUAGCUUUGGUUUAUGGAAAUCCUAAUGAUGGAUGUUUCCAACGUCUAUUCAUAUCAUUUCAAGCAUCAAUUUAUGGGUUUCUGAAUGGCUGCCGUCCCGUUAUUGGACUCAAUUGUGUCCCCCUUAAAAGCAAGUAUCUUGGAUCUUUGAUUUUAGCCACUGGUUUUGAUGGUGAUGGUGGUCUAUAUCCUCUAGCAUUUGGGGUGGUAGAUGAAGACGUUGAUGAGAACUGGAUGUGGUUCCUAUCUGAGCUACAUAUGUUACUUGAAACUAACACUGGGCACAUGCCAAGGCUUUCAAUUCUAUCCAACAGACAGAAAGCUAUUGUGGAUGGAGUAGAAAUGAGUUUCCCUAGUGCUUUCCAUGGGUUCUGCAUGCAAUACUUGAGUGAAAGUUUCCUUAAAGAAUUCAACAACAAUGUUCUCAACAAAAUCCUCUGGGAAGCUGCUUGUUCCCUCACACCCCUUGAGUUCGAAACCAAAAUCCUCGAAUUAGAAGAAAUGUCACAAGAAGCAGCAGCAUGGAUCCGAAGAAUACCACCUCAUUUGUGGGCCACAGCAUACUUUGAAGGAACUAGAUUUGGCCAUCUAACAGCCAAUGUGGUUGAAUCAUUGAACACUUUGAUAGUCGAAGCCUCAGGGCUCCCAAUUAUCCAAAUGAUGGAGUGCAUCCGCCACAAACUAAUGAUAUUGUUCAACGAACGGCGCGAAGCCAGCAUGCAUUGGAUUAGCAUCUUGGUUCCCUUUGCUGAGAAGCAAGUGUCAAAUGCAAUAGAAGAAGCACACAAGUAUCAGGUGUUAAAAGGAAAUGAGGCUGAAUUUGAAGUGUUAUGCCACUCAAGAUCAAGACAAUAUGUAGUAGACAUUCGCACAAGGUGUUGUUCAUGUUAUGGAUGGCAAAGAUGUGGCUUACCAUGUUCUCAUGCAGUGGCGGUUCUGCUGUCAUGCAAGCAGAACGUGCAUCGUUUCACUGAAAGUUGUUUCACUGUCACAAACUAUCGCAAAGCAUAUUCACAAACCAUACACCCCAUUGCAGAUAGAACCAUGUGGAACAUGAAUGAAUACGAGGAGGGUAGUAGAGCCAUGUUGGAGCUUGUUAUAAACCCACCAAAGUCUCUAAGGCCAAUUGGUCGAUCAAGGAAAAAAAGGGCUGCUUCUGCUGCACAAGAUGGUGGUGGUGCUCCAACCAAACGUGUUGUGCACUGUAGCCGUUGCAACCAACCAGGGCAUUUUCGAACUACAUGUUCUGUCCCAAUGUAAAUUACAUUGCAAUAGUGAUUAGAGCAUAGAUGCAAUACAUUGUCUUAUACUCACUCUCAUGCAAACAUUAAUGUUUUGCUACAUAGUUUUUGUUCUUAAAUAUUAGAUGAUAGAUUAAGAUUAGACAGGAACGCAUUGUCUAGUACUUGGGUACAAUCUUUGCUUCUUUUGGAAGAAACCAAUUAUUACAAUAUAGGCAACAUUUU
Messenger RNA from Abrus precatorius (Indian licorice), 3464 nucleotides. RefSeq lists its product as uncharacterized. The record is from RefSeq and is a predicted model, not a curated record. The coding region runs from base 973 to 3258 and encodes 761 amino acids. The transcript has a single exon. Lineage: Eukaryota; Viridiplantae; Streptophyta; Magnoliopsida; Fabales; Fabaceae. Gene Ontology annotation, molecular function: zinc ion binding.